Ananas comosus (pineapple) is the source of this 955-nucleotide messenger RNA. Its product is annotated as ferredoxin-3, chloroplastic. The transcript is spliced from 6 exons. Gene Ontology annotation, molecular function: iron-sulfur cluster binding. The record is from RefSeq and is a predicted model, not a curated record. The coding region runs from base 35 to 703 and encodes 222 amino acids. Lineage: Eukaryota; Viridiplantae; Streptophyta; Magnoliopsida; Poales; Bromeliaceae.
CCUUUAAUAGAGUCUAAAAGCUUUUCGUCAGGUUAUGCUCAACCGAGUUCCCAGCCUCUACUAUGUGAUGCAAACCUCAAUCGUGAUGAUGGAACCCCAACUCCUCCUCAGCACCCGCAGCUUUUCCUUCCUCUCCUCCUCCGCCUCCGCCUCCGCCUCCUCCUCCGUAGUAGUAAAUCGACGAUGCUUUUUCCGAAAAUCCGCCGCCACACCUUCACCUUGCGGGAGUACGAUGAAGAAGCGGGCGACGGGGAAAGCGAGCGCCUCCUUGUCGUCGGAGACGAGCGCAUCCUCGCAGCAGACGUCGGCAGCGACAGCGGUGGUCCCCACUCACCGGGUCACCGUCCACGACCGCCAGCGUGGCGUCGUCCACCAAUUCCUCGUUCCCGAGGACCAGUACAUACUCCACACUGCCGAGUCGCAGAACAUUUCCCUCCCCUUCGCCUGCCGCCAUGGUUGCUGUACGAGCUGUGCUGUUCGAAUAAAAUCUGGACAGAUCAGGCAACCUGAGGCCCUUGGAAUAUCUGCAGAGCUAAAAUCUCAGGGUUAUGCAUUGUUAUGCGUUGGCUUUCCAUCAUCUGAUAUUGAAGUUGAAACUCAAGAUGAGGAUGAGGUUUAUUGGCUCCAGUUUGGAAGAUAUUUUGCACGAGGACCUAUUGAACGGGAUGACUAUGCACUGGAGCUGGCGAUGGGUGACGAAUGAUAUGUUUAUCCCUACAAUACAAAACCGCAUUUAAACUGUAGUUGAAGCAGAUCAGUGCUUUAUGGUACCCGUUUCUUUCGUUACUUCUUAGUUUGCAUGUUUAUUGUUGUAUCGAGUUUUGUAAUGUCUUAUGCAUAGGUAACUUGAACAAAACGUUGAGGCUUAUUGUUGUAUCGAGUUUUGUAAUAUCUUAUGCAUAGGUAACUUAAACAAAACUUCGAGGCCGCAAUUUGCAUGUGCAGUUUAUAUUCA